This is a messenger RNA of Oryzias latipes (Japanese medaka), 6408 nucleotides long. RefSeq lists its product as uncharacterized. Gene Ontology annotation, biological process: regulation of transcription by RNA polymerase II. Gene Ontology annotation, cellular component: nucleus. The record is from RefSeq and is a predicted model, not a curated record. Lineage: Eukaryota; Metazoa; Chordata; Actinopteri; Beloniformes; Adrianichthyidae.
CAUGCUGUUGAGUUUCCGCUUUCAUGUGUUUUUCAGUCGAACAGUCAUUCAGAAUGGAUUUUACUUUGAAAGGAAAACCCGGAAGUAAACGGUGUUCAAAGCAGCAGCUUGACGUCAGAGCAGUUGUGUUCCAGGAAAGUGAGCAGAACUCCACCGGUGUGAAAUGUGUCCUACGUUUUACGGGAAGCCGUCCCCGUGACGGUGCGGACCGGGACGCACGCCGGCCAGAAUGAACCGGAAGUUCUGAAGCCUUCCUUUGUGUCUCCCGUCCCGGUGAGUGGCGCUCAGCGGGGCAGAGCGUCCCCCAGUACCGUCUUUGUUUCAUUCCAGCCGGGCCUUGCCGAUGCGUUCCGUUCCGAGUAAAAACGUGAUGCGGAACUCCGUCUAGUGUAACGCGCGUUACUCUCGCCGCUUCAGAACCGGACAAAGUUCGUCUUUGGCUCCCGGAAUCGUUAUGACACCGUACUAGAUCCGGAAUGGACGAGGCAGAAGAACGUUGUGCUUUUCGGUGUUUUUGUUCGCCGUUGUUGCUUAAUAACGUGAUUGUUGUGCUUCUGCCAAAUCAUGCCUCAUUUAACUGUAAAAGUUAGCUUUAUGUCGGGAUAAAGUCACUUUCUGAACUGAAACGUUUAGCCGAAUCAAUGCGCGGUGAUUUGUCCGCAUAGAAAGACAUUAGAGUCCGUCAUUUAGAGCCUUAAAUGCGACUUUUAACGCGUUUUCUUAAAGUUCUGAACAAACGAAGCGGGGUUCGGUGUUAGCUUGAACCCACUGGACUAGCAUGCUAAUAGCAGGUUCGUUAAAGCUAACUUUGUCAGCGUGGAUCAAAAAGUUAUGUGCUUUAAUUUUAUCUAUUUUCAUAAAUCUUCCCUUUAAGACCUUCUUAAAGUCGACUUACAUUGGGGACAAAAUCCUUUUUUAUCGGUUUAUCGAUGGUCAAGUCCGCGUCAGCUGCCUAAGUCAGCGCUAUGAAUGCUGGGAUUGAAGUUUAAUCAAACCGCCGCUUUGAUUUAAUUGAGCACAAAAAUAUGAAAACACGAGAGAGAGAAGAUGAACUCCGCUAAGAAAGUUUUCGACGCGACCGUAAGUGUGACGGGACCGUGAUCCUGAGUGGGUUGGUCGGUGGGUUUGCCUGUCGAAGGUCAUGUCUGUUAACGGGAACCACGUUAGAUGACGUCCAGAUGACGGCGCUCCCCCCACCCCCCAGAGCUGAGCCUUCAGAGACCUCCUCCAGGAUGUGGGAGCCCAGAGGAGCGGGCCGUCCUGACCUGGACCCCGGUGAACGCUCAGUGAUGGAUCAGCCAUCUGGGUGCCUAGCUGAGGUACAGCUUCAGGAUGUGUCCCCCUCUGACACCCCCCCUGGGAUCAACCUGACCGGGAAGGGGGAGGAGAACCCCCUUGGCUCCACCGCUCUGGAUGCUCUGCAGCUGGUCAGGGGCUCCAGUUGGUACCCAAACACCAGCGGUCCCGGAUCGCCGUUCUCAGACAGCAGCUCUUCAGAACCUGCCAUUCAAUCAAGAGAUCAGAGCCAACCAGACGAAGCCUUCUCCCAGACCACAGUCACCCUCUCCUACAUGAGCAGGUCUCAUGUGUUCUCCAGGAGCGACUCCACGUCUCAGCAUUCACCUUUGUACAGCAUCCCGCCUGUCGGCAAGCUCUCCCGUGACCCUCGCUGUGGCUCUGAAAGUCACCUCAGGAUCACCGAUUGUUCUCAGGAGCAGGUUGAAGAGCCUGGUGACCUUCCAGCACAGAAAGAAGGCGUGUUGCCUCAGGUUCCAGCGGAACACGUGUGCAGGGCAGGGGGACGCGUGACGCAGCGCUGUCUUCAGCUCAAUGGUGAUGGAUUUGCAAAGAAGUCUGUAGCAGAUGUGGAGAAGCAGCACUGCCACCUUCUGAAGGACAGCAGGAGUCUGGAGAACGGAGAGCCUGGCGGCAGGUUGCUCUCUGAAGGACAGUCCUCUCCGGAGACUCUGACCUCCGUCAUAGCAGAGAGGGAGGAGACCGGCGGCUGUGAGGCGCCCCUCUUUUCUGUGGUUGUGUCAGAGAUCACCGAUGCUCAGAACUCGUGCAGAGACUUUAGGAGUCCUUUGGAAGACCCCAUUUCCCCGUCCUCUACCUCACUGGAUGGAGUGGAGGACGUAUUUGUCCUCCCUCAGGCCUCCCGUUCACCCAGUUCUGACAGUUCCCACCUAGAGAAUGCUAAGGGGGGGGCGUGUGAUGCCUGGAGCGCCGGCAUCAGUGACGCCACCACGGGGCUGGACUCGAGUGACAAUGAUCAGCCAGCACACAGACCGGAACCUGAUUUUAGAGUCAGGAACUCUGAAAACCACCAGGAUCCUGUCGUCCCACACGCUUUUGAACAGGAACCCCCAGCGCCCGCCGGGGCGGGGGUGCAGCUGGAGACAAGGAUCAUGAGCAGAAGCUCACCUCCAUCCAACAUAUCAGGAUGCACUCUCAGCACUCAGGACAACAGCGCCCCCUGCUCCGCUUCACACCGUUCAGCCGUAAGUCGUCCCGAAUUCAACCCCAUCCCCGAAAGAGAGAGCACCUCCACCCUGAAACGGACGAACAAGGGCAGAUCCACUAAUGGUGACUCUACCUCUGACUCUGAACUCCAGACAAAAGCCCGGAAGCAUCCUCAGGUGAAGAAAGCCAUCGUCCCCCUACGGCCCCGUACCGUCCGGUCCAGGAGGAAACCGUCCUCGCUAUCCGGCCUCGAGGCUGCUGCCCACAGGACCGUCGCAGGAGCCCCCCAACCGCCUUCCCAGGCUGGGGUCCCAGCGGAAAUCACUGUGCCGAGUCUUUCCUCACCACCACUUCAGUCAGAGUCUCCAAAGAACCAAGACAAAACCAAAAGCAGGGAGCCCCCCGCCCCUGGCAAGGCAAAAGGGGCCCGCACUCCAAAACGGAGGCGAAGGAAAGCAAAACCAAGCAAUCCCUCCUCCAUGUUUGCCCCCAAGGAGCCUGAGAUCAAGCUGAGGUACGUCAGCUUCAAAGAGGAGAAGAAGGAGUCAAAGGUGGACUUUUUCUCUCCCUUCAUCCGAGUGGAGCGAAAUCCGUCGCCGCCGCCGCUCUGCUCAGUCAUCAACUACCCAGAGGAGGUGCAGGCGCAGCAGAAGCUGCAGCCCAACAGCCGCAGCUUCGUCUCUGCGGUCGUACCCAGCACUUCCUGUCUUUACAUGGGUCGGCCGUCCAACCACAGCCAGCACCGGCGAGCCUUCAUCUGCUGCCUGUGUGGACAGCCGGCCAACGCCAUGGACCUGGGAGACCUGCACGGACCGUAUUACCCGGAAGGGCUCAGACCAAGUACCAAAACAGCCGCCAGCACCUCAGCUGUCAAGGAGGAAGAGGAGGACUUCAGUGAAUCAGACUCCUCCUCGUUCAGCAGGAGGAAGUCUGUGGCUCCACACACAGCCUGGUCUGUCAGGAACCAGCUAAGGCAGAACAUGGAGAGCCGCCGGCGGGUUGGCGGUGCCACCAACAGCCCUGCAGCUAAGCAGGCCAUAUUAGUGGCUGGUUCUUCCGAAUCGCAGGACUGGUUCAGCCCCCCCAUCGUGCCCCAGGAGCCUUGUGAAUACUGGCUCCACGAGGACUGCAGCGUCUGGUCCGCCGGCGUGUUCCUGGUCAAAGGCAGAGUCUACGGGCUGGAGGAGGCCGUCAAAGCUGCCCAUGAGACGGUGUGUUCAGGGUGUCAGCGUUCCGGUGCGACUCUGGGCUGCGUCUUCAAAGGCUGUCCCAACAAGUACCACUACAGGUGUGCUCUGGAGUCAGGGUGUGCGCUCAUCGAAGAAAACUUCUCCAUGAAGUGUAAAAAGCACAAGAACAAGACGCUCAAAGCUCCUCAGUGGGGCAGGAGGUGACGCCAGUGGGGCUUGCUUAACGCAGCUUUGUGGGGCGUUCUCCUGUAACCAUGGCAACAGCACGCCGUGUUUUCCUGACUGACAACCAUCACCCACAGACCUUAAGAGGAGGCUGACGCCAAAGGCGUCUGCCAGCUCUCCGCUGCAGCACCGUUGGAUUCCUCGUCUGCUUAUUUAUAUGAAAUCAUUUUUUUAGUCAGAAAUUACAAUCAGAUGUUUAAUUUUGUAAAGAUUUUCUAAUUGAUUCUAUUCAGUUAAUUUAUUCUGGAGUUUAUUUGCUUCUUGGGCUGUUGACAAAGAGUUUAAGGAUGGUGUGAGAGUGAAGGUGUGUUUAGGAGUUCCUCUUUUGUUUCCAACCAUAACCCCUUUGGGGUCGUCUGUUUUAUCCCAAAUAUCAAAUUCACGCGAGUUUCCUGCUGGAAGUGCUUUCGAAUGUGUCAGACCACCUUAAGAGGCUGGUCAGACCGCCUUAAGAGGCUGGUCAGACCGCCUUAAGAGGCUGGUCAGACCACCUUAGGAGGCUGGUCAGACCGCCUUAACAGACUGGUCAGACCGCCUUAAGAGGCUGGUCAGACCGCCUUAGGAGGCUGGUCAGACCGCCUUAGGAGGCUGGUCAGACCGCCUUAACAGACUGGUCAGACCACCUUAAGAGGCUGGUCAGACCGCCUUAAGUGGCUGGUCAGACCGCCUUAACAGACUGGUCAGACCACCUUAAGAGGCUGGUCAGACCGCCUUAACAGACUGGUCAGACCGCCUUAACAGACUGGUCAGACCACCUUAAGAGGCUGGUCAGACCGCCUUAAGUGGCUGGUCAGACCGCCUUAGGAGGCUGGUCAGACCGCCUUAAGAGGCUGGUCAGACCGCCUUAGGAGGCUGGUCAGACCGCCUUAACAGACUGGUCAGACCACCUUAAGAGGCUGGUCAGACCGCCUUAACAGACUGGUCAGACCACCUUAAGAGGCUGGUCAGACCGCCUUAACAGACUGGUCAGACCACCUUAAGAGGCUGGUCAGACCGCCUUAAGUGGCUGGUCAGACCGCCUUAGGAGGCUGGUCAGACCGCCUUAAGAGGCUGGUCAGACCGCCUUAAGAGGCUGGUCAGACCGCCUUAGGAGGCUGGUCAGACCGCCUUAGGAGGCUGGUCAGACCACCUUAAGAGGCUGGUCAGACCGCCUUAAGUGGCUGGUCAGACCGCCUUAACAGACUGGUCAGACCACCUUAAGAGGCUGGUCAGACCGCCUUAACAGACUGGUCAGACCACCUUAAGAGGCUGGUCAGACCACCUUAAGAGGCUGGUCAGACCACCUUAAGAGGCUGGUCAGACCGCCUUAAGUGGCUGGUCAGACCGCCUUAGGAGGCUGGUCAGACCACCUUAAGAGGCUGGUCAGACCGCCUUAACAGACUGGUCAGACCACCUUAAGAGGCUGGUCAGACCGCCUUAAGUGGCUGGUCAGACCGCCUUAGGAGGCUGGUCAGACCGCCUUAACAGACUGGUCAGACCGCCUUAAGAGGCUGGUCAGACCGCCUUAGGAGGCUGGUCAGACCGCCUUAACAGACUGGUCAGACCGCCUUAAGAGGCUGGUCAGACCGCCUUAAGUGGCUGAUCAGACCGCCUUAAGAGGCUGGUCAGACCGCCUUAAGAGGCUGGUCAGACCGCCUUAAGAGACUUCUUGCGGCUCCAGCUUCAGGCCGAGCAGGUGACCGUGUUGUGUUCAGAUGUCGGUGAGUUACUGUGAGGCCUUCAGGUGUUGGUUGUUCUGGUUUUGUCUGCGUUGGGUUUGGACCUGGACUCUCACAGGAACAGCAGCUGGAUGGAUGAGCGUUCCUGAUGGCGUCCUCGUGACUGACGACUGUUGCUCUUCCCCACGCCGCACGCACUUACAGGCUCGUCAGCUUCGGGGACCCUGCUCUGUGUUUGGGUUGUUCCGAGGGCGGUGUUGGGACUAGCAGCGAGGCCCAGGGUCAGCGUGACCCAGGGGUCAGCAUGUCCCAGGGUCAGCGAGGCCCAGGGGUCGGGGAGCUGAGGCCUCGCCGUUUGUGGUGUUGGUGCCAUCCCUGUGCGACAUGUUGACCUACGAUUGUGUUUGUUUUGCGUCUUCAUCACAUGUUGUGUGUUCAUCUCAGGACGGGUGUUUUCAUGCUGCAGCUUUUUCCUUCUUGUCGACAUUCCAGCCUUUUCCCGCCGUCUGCGGACAGGAAGUGCCGCCUCCUCGUCUGUAGCGUCUUUCACCUCUUUGAGGUUUUGUAAAUUAAACUGUUUUUGCUGUUUGGUUUCAGAUCUGCUCUUUUUGCGUCUUUGUUUUUUUCCACAUGAAUCUCCAAAAAGCGACAUAAAGUGGUGUUUUGGGUUGAAUCUGCUUUUUCAUCAGAACCGUUCUGGAGUCCUGCGGUUCUGUCCAAUCCGUCCCUCUGGAUAUUGGACUGAAACAUUCAGGACACACCCUGCGUGUGCGGCGGCGCGUGUUCACACUGACCGAACCGCUGUUCAUGUCAACCCCCCCAUGUUUACAUGAAUUCAUUUAUCAUUAGGAAUAAAUGGACGUUUCAUUUGA